AUGGAGUCACAACCUCAAGUUAAUCGUAAUACAAAAACCGUUCCCUCGGGGAACGAUCAAAGUCAUGUGAUUUUAACUGAGUCACCUUCGUUGCAAACUGAAGUGUCUGAAUUAGAACAGGAUGACGAAAUUGAUAAAAACCAAAUCGUUGAACAAGGUUUAAUACAAGAAUUACAUUUACCUACUAAAGAAAACGACAGCUCUAUCAAAAUUAGCAACUCCGUGACUUUAAAAAUCGUUCCCUCAGGGAACGAUCAAACUAAUACAGAG
This is a messenger RNA of Ambispora gerdemannii, 270 nucleotides long. The record is from the annotation of a GenBank genome assembly. Lineage: Eukaryota; Fungi; Glomeromycota; Glomeromycetes; Archaeosporales; Ambisporaceae.